AUGCUGGGUGGAUCUGCUAUGAGACUCGUGAAGUUCGCUAAGGAGUGUAAAGAUAAAAAGUUGAGGUCGUUCUCCUCGUACAAGACUAAGAAAAAGUUGAGUGAAGUGUUGGAGAAAUAUGGGAUUGUUAGCUGUAAUAUAACUCGCAUUCUACAGUUCAUACCACCCAUCCAUACUAUCAACGAAAGCGCACCCGAAUUUAAGCUAUAUAUUGACGACAUCCUUCAUAGUAAUGAAGCUAUGCAGUGCGAGUAUAUUUCAACGAUCUUACAUACAGCUGUAAGUAUGAUGCUGAAGGAAAUAAUUUGCAUAACCGAAGGCAAACAGAAUCAAGCAACUAUAGGUAUCUACCAAAACUUACUACAAUGCCGAAGUGCUUGCGAUAUGAAUAUAAAUAUGAACAAGAAAAAAAAAAAGGUGGAUGAUGCAUUCGAUCCCGACUACGACUACGUCUAUGGUAUAGUCAGUACUGGAACUGACUGGUACUUCAUUCUUCACAGCACUGAAGGUAUCUAUAGUACGAGCAGGACUGAAUACCGAAUUUCACUAACAGAAGACGCUCUCAAAGAUGAUACAAAAUUGCGUAAGAAUGUGAAGAGGGUUUUAGAAGUGAUUGUAGGAUUAUUAAAGGAUAGAGCAGUAGGUAGUGAGGAACUCGCAACUAAGAAGCGCCGUGUAGAAGAGAUAAUCAAGAAAAAAUAAU
Rhizophagus irregularis DAOM 181602=DAOM 197198 is the source of this 703-nucleotide messenger RNA. Lineage: Eukaryota; Fungi; Glomeromycota; Glomeromycetes; Glomerales; Glomeraceae. The record is from RefSeq and is a predicted model, not a curated record.